AUGCCACAACGAUCAUCUAGUGAACAAUGUCUUGCAACAUCGGCACCACCAAAUGUUGGUCCAUCUCAAAUUUUACCAUUUCUUUAUUUGGGUUCACAGGAAGAUGUUUUAUCGUCUAAAGCAAUGCAGGAUAAUCAUAUAACACAUGUUAUCAAUGUAAGCAUAUCAGGACAGCGAGCACCUUUUCUUGAUGAAAACAAUGAUGAACAUUUUCUUCGAAUACCUGUUAAUGAUUGUCUCAAUGCACAAUUAUUACCUUAUUUUGAUCAAGCAUUUAAUUUUAUUGAAAAAGCUCGACUUAAUAAUGGACGCGUAUUUAUUCAUUGUUUAGCUGGUAUUAGUCGUUCACCAGCUCUAGCUGUUGCUUAUAUAAUGCGUCAUUUAAAUUUAUCUGUUGAUGAUGCUUAUCGAUAUAUAAAAGCACGUCGAUCACAUAUAUCACCAAAUUUUAAUUUUAUGGGUCAAUUAUCUGAAUAUGAACGUAGUUUACCAACAUCAACAAAAUUAUCAACAACAAUACCAAUAAUUAAAUGUAUAACAAUAGAACCACCUUCAAAUGAUCGUCGUCGUUUUAUACAAAUUGAAGGAAAUAAUUCACUUAAACGUGAACAUAAUAAUGAUCAACCAAAAAGUUUAUCACGUCCAAAAUGUUUUAAUUUUGAUUUGGUUAAUACACGUCGACCACAAUCAUUAUUAUCACCAUCAUCUGGUAUAGCUAAUUUAUCUGUUGAAUCACCACAACCACAACAUACAUCAUUACCAUCAAAAUUAUUACGUCCAAAUAGUAUAACAUUAAAACGUUCAUCACCAACAGAUGAAUCUUAUCAACCGUCAGAAUUAAUUAAUAGUACUUGUUAUAAUAAUGAAUUAAAUUUAACAAAUAAACGUGUUAAAACAUUACCACGAAGCACAGAUACAUCACCAUUAUUUGAAAAUAAUGAUUUAAUAAAUACAUUUUUUGAAGGAACAUCAACAUUAUCAAAAUCACCUAAUCGAUCGAAUUCAACACAAUCACUUGAUUUAGCUACUGAAUCAACAACAACAACAACAACAUCAAAUACAAAUAAAAGUCGAACGAAUUCAUUAAGUUCAAGUCGCGAAUUACUUGUUUCAUAG
Molecule: messenger RNA, 1116 nt
Organism: Rotaria sordida
Lineage: Eukaryota; Metazoa; Rotifera; Eurotatoria; Philodinida; Philodinidae
Source: the annotation of a GenBank genome assembly